Molecule: messenger RNA, 3675 nt
Organism: Eruca vesicaria subsp. sativa (arugula)
Lineage: Eukaryota; Viridiplantae; Streptophyta; Magnoliopsida; Brassicales; Brassicaceae
Source: the annotation of a GenBank genome assembly
AUGGCGAAUAUAAACCCUAACAUCGCUAAAACUCAAGAAGAGAGAUGGACGUUAGAAUCAGACCUCGAUCUAUUUGAUUCCUACUUGAUUUCCAUCGCAACCAACGAUGACGAGGAUCAUAAUGUCGACACCAAUGGUAUCUCGCUUGUUGCUCAGCGUCUUGCGUCUUACACUGCUCCAAAGUCUAUCCUCAACGACGUGGCUCAUUGUGAAGAUGAUGGUAACGAUGGUGGAUUAAAGCGGAGGCAGAGUAUUGCGGAACGCGAGGGUGAUUAUAGGAACAGGAGACUUAAUCGUGUUCUCUCUCCCGAUAGAGUUGAUCCUUUUGCUAUGGGAGAGAAGGCGCCUGAUCCGAGCGUUAGAACUUAUAAUGAUCAUAUGAGGGAGACGGCUGUGCAGAGGGAGAGGGAAGAAACUUUGAGACUCACUGCUAAAAAAAUGAAGGAAGAAGAAGAUGCUGCCAAGGCACAUAAAGAUUCUGUUCCUCCUCCUCCACUUUCAUCCAAGCGGAGGAGGUGGGACCCCGCUGAAGAAGACGGUGGUGUCGUCCUUUCAAAGAAAGCUAAAUCAGUAGCGUUGGAUUGGGAUGUAGCUGAUUCAACUCCAGGGAGAGUUUCUGAUGCCACACCAUCUGUUGGAAGAAGGAAGAGAUGGGAUGAGACGCCCACACCUGGUCGUGUGACUGAUUCUGAUGCUACACCAGGUGCAGCUCCUUCAGGUGCUGCUACCUGGGCCGCGACUCCUACUCCGAAGCGUCAACGUUCUAGGUGGGACGAGACACCAGCCACUAUGGCCACUAUGGGGAGUGUUACACCUAUGGCUGCUGCUUACAUCCCUGGUGUAACUCCAUUUGGUGGAAUUGAAAUAGCUACUCCAACUCCGAGUAAGAUUAAUCAGUACUAUGCGGCGAAGUGGCUGAAGGAUAUCGAGGAGGAAAACAAACCAUUGAGUGAUGAAGAGCUUGACACUAUGUUUCCUACAGAAGGAUACAAGGUUUUGGCCCCUCCUGCUUCUUAUAUUCCCAUGAGAAUCCCAACUAGGAAGGUGCAAGGAACCCUGACGCCGAUGACAACUCCUGGCUACAUUAUUCCCGAGGAAAACCGGGGGCAGCAGUACGAUCUGCCCCCGGAAGUUCCUGGCGGGCUGCCGUAUAUGAAACCAGAGGAUUAUCAGUAUUUCGGAGCGUUGUUGAAUGAAGAGAAGGAAGAAGAGCUGUCUCCUGAUGAGCAGAAAGAACGCAAGAUAAUGGCAUUGUUGUUGAAGGUCAAAAACGGAACGCCUGCUCAGAGGAAAACAGCUCUGAGGCAGCUUACUGAUAAGGCUCGUGAGUUUGGUGCUGGUCCUUUGUUUAAUAAAAUCUUGCCAUUGCUCAUGCAACCAGCUUUGGAAGAUCAAGAGAGGCAUCUUUUGGUGAAAGUGAUUGAUAGGAUUCUGUACAAACUUGAAGAGAUGGUACGGCCUUUCGUCCACAAAAUCCUUGUUGUUAUUGUGCCUUUGUUGAUUGACACCGAUUAUUAUGCUCUUGUAGAAGGGAGAGAGAUUAUCUCUAACCUCAGCAAAGCAGCUGGUUUAGCUACUAUGAUUGCAGCUAUGCGUCCUGAUAUUGAUAACAUUGAUGAAUACGUUAGGAACAGUACAGCUAGAGCUUUCGGUGUGGUGGCUUCAGCUCUUGGAAUCCCUGGACUCUUGCCUUUCCUGAAAGCUGUUUGCCAUAGUAAGAAGUCAUGGCAGGCACGACACACUGGAAUCAAGAUUGUGCAGCAGAUCGCCAUACUAACUGGCUGUGCCGUUUUGCCUCACUUAAGGUCUUUAGUAGAACUUAUCGAGCACGGUCUCAGUGAUGAACACCGGAAUGUGAGGACCAUCACUGCCUUGUCACUAGCUUCUCUCGCCGAGGCUUCUGCUCCUUACGGUAUUGAGAGCUUUGACUCUGUUCUGGAGCCUCUGUGGAAAGGUAUGAGGUCUCACCGUGGGAAAGUUUUAGGUUCGUUCUUGAAGGCGAUUGGUUUUAUCAUCCCCUUGAUGGAUGCUGGACACGCUAGGUACUACACAAAAGAAGUGAUGCUUGUCUUGAUUCGUGAGUUCCAGUCUCCUGAUGAAGGGAUGACGAGGAUUGUCCUCAGGGUGGUGAAACAGUGUGUGAGUACUGAAGGUGUUGAAGCGGAUUACAUCCGCAGCGACAUCCUCCCUGAGUUUUUCAAACAUUUUUGGGUUAGGAGAAUCGCUCUGAAGGAGAGCUACUAUAACCUUAUUGAGACUACCGUUGAGAUUGCCAACAAAGUUGGUGUUGUAGAUAUCGUGGGAAGAGUGGUUGAAGGUCUUAAAGAUGAGAGUGAACAGUAUCGUCUUAUGGUUAUGAAAACCAUUGACAAGGUUAUCACAAACUUGGGAGCAUCUGAUAUUGAUUGGAGGUUGGAGGAGCUGCUCAUAGAUGGCAUUCUCUAUGCUUUCAUAGAACAGACAAGCAACUACGAUUUUAAUAAUGUGAUGCUUAAUGGAUUUGCUGCUGUAGUGAAUGGCCUUGGUAUGCGUGUAAAGCCUUACCUUCCUCAGAUCUGUGGUACCAUCAAGUGGCGGUUAAACAACAAGAGUGCAAAGGUGAGACAGCAAGCCGCUGAUCUCAUCUCUAGAAUCGCUGUUGUAAUGAAACAAUGUGGAGAGGAGCCGUUGAUGGGACAUUUAGGUGUUGUCUUGUACGAGUAUCUUGGAGAAGAGUUCCCUGAAGUCUUGGGAUCAAUUCUUGGAGCUUUAAAAGCUAUAGUCAAUGUGAUUGGUAUGACAAAGAUGACUCCACCUAUUAAAGAUCUGCUUCCAAGACUAACUCCGGUUUUAAAGAACAGACACGAGAAAGUGCAAGAGAAUUGUAUCGAUCUCGUUGGCAGGAUCGCUGAUCGUGGCGCUGAGUUUGUUCCAGCGAGAGAAUGGAUGAGAAUCUGUUUCGAGCUUGUUGAAAUGCUCAAAGCUCAUAAGAAAGGUAUACGCCGCGCAACGGUCAACACUUUCGGGUACAUAGCUAAAGCCAUUGGACCACAAGACGUGUUAGCAACGUUACUGAACAAUCUCAAAGUCCAAGAACGCCAGAACCGUGUUUGCACAACAGUCGCUCUCGCUAUAAUCGCUGAAACAUGCUCUCCGUUCACAGUCUUACCCGCUUUGAUGAACGAGUACCGUGUCCCAGAGCUCAACGUGCAAAACGGCGUCCUGAAAUCACUCUCUUUUCUCUUCGAGUAUAUUGGAGAAACAGGGAAAGAUUACAUAUACGCAGUCACGCCGUUGCUCGAAGAGGCGCUCAUGGACAGAGAUUUGGUUCACAGACAAACCGCGGCUUCAGCGGUGAAACACAUGGCUUUAGGUGUAGCUGGUUUGGGUUGUGAAGACGCUUUGAUUCACUUGCUUAACUUGAUAUGGCCUAAUAUUUUCGAGACGUCUCCUCACGUCGCCAGCGCUGUGAUGGAAGCCAUUGAAGGAAUGAGAGUUGCGUUAGGUGCAGCGGUUAUAUUGAACUAUUGUUUGCAGGGUUUGUUUCAUCCGGCUCGUAAAGUCCGUGAAGUGUAUUGGAAGAUUUACAAUUCGCUUUACAUCGGUGCUCAAGACACGCUUGUUGCUGCUUACCCGGUGUUUGAGAGUGAGCAGACCAAUGUUUGUAGCCGACCAGAGUUAACUAUGUCCAUCUGA